GUGUUUUUUAAAAUUACUGUCAUUAUUGCAACCACAAAGUCAUACGACAUCAGGCAAGCAUGGGACCACCCUUUUCCCUGAUCCUCCCCAUAUAAACCAUCCUGGCAUGAAAGGGUCAACAGAAGGAGGAAAGAUUCAGAAGGAGAGAAACGGGAUUAGAAAACACUUGACAAGCCACUGAGGAAUUCUGAGUGAAGGCAAGUACAAAAAGCUUCUCCAGCCAGAGGGCCAGACAACAAUUCUAUCCUCCUCUACAGAGGAAGGCAGACACAGACUUCAGCCAUCAGAUGCUCAUCCAAAAGGCAAGAGAAAAAUCCUUUUGUCCACUAAGGCAACAUGGGGCUUUGGGGAAUGGCCGUCAUCAUCUUCCUCCUCCCACACAUGGCACAGAUGACAGAAAUUUCUCCUGGGUUCAAAAUCCGCAUCACAUCAAGAGGACUGGAGUUGUUGAAACACGAGACACAGAAGUUUGUGGAGCAAGAGCUAGGAGGUAUCACCAUGCCAGAGAUGCACGGCAAGAAGGGGAAUCUCCAGUAUUCCAUUAAAGAUAUUAAGAUAACAGAGCUGAACCUGACUGCAGAUAUGAGUUUCCAGCCUGUAGAUGGACUGCUGUUUGAUGUGCAGAACUCAUCUAUUACCCUCAACUUCCAGAGACGUGUGAUCUAUUGGUUGUUAGAGGAUGAAGGUGCCAUCAAUGCUUCCGCAGAAGGCGUAUACAUCAACACCACCCUCCACCUUGCCAAGGAUGACGAGGGCCGUCUCAAGAUUGGCAAUGUCAGCUGUGAGGCUUCCAUUGCCAAGAUGAGGGCCAAGUUUGGAGGGACUUUUGGGAGGGUUUAUGACUUUGUUGCCACUUUCCUGACCACAGGAAUGCGCUUCAUAUUGAAUCGGCAGAUUUGCCCUGCUCUGAAUCAUGCUGGUCUAGUGCUGAUCAACCAACUGCUGGAGACAAUUCCAGUGCGUACAGAAGUGGAUAAUUACAUUGGCAUUGAUUACUCGCUCUUGAGUGAUCCAGUGGUUACUGGCACCAGUCUUGAUAUGGAUUUCAGGGGGAUGUUCCAUAACCUGCAGAAUGAGAGUGACAUUCUUGAGAAUUUUUCUGUGAAUCCAGUGUUGAACAAGUACAACCGCAUGAUCUACAUGGCUAUCUCUGAGUACUUCUUUGACAGUGGCCUCUACUCAUAUUUCAGAGGAGGGGUGUUCAGGAUGCACGUAGUCAAUGAACGAAUGCCAAAAGACUUGGAGAUGCUUCUCAGGACCACCUACUUUGGAGCAAUCAUGCUAUUGAACCCUGCUCUGAUGGAUGCCCCAAUCUCACUGGAGUUGGAGGUAACAUCAGCUCCUAAGUCUAGCAUCAAGACAUCAGGGGCAAUGGUAGCUGUACAUGCUGGUGUCAGAGUGCUGGUCCUACCUCCAGGAAAGUCGCCUGUCCAGCUCAGCAGUAUGACCAUGGAGUCCAAAUUCAAUGCCAAGGUGUACACAAAGGAGAAGAGACUGGCUAUACUGCUGGACCUGAGAAGGUUUAAAAUCUUUUCUAACCAGUCUGCUUUGGAGUCAUUAGCGCUGAUUCCACUGCAAGCACCACUGAAGGCUCUGUUCCAAGUGACUAUCGUGCCCCUUUUAAACAAUUACACUAAGAAAGGUGUACAGAUCCCUCUGCCAGACGGAAUCGAUCUCAUCGAGGAUGUGGUUGAGUAUCACGAUGGCUACAUCACUAUUGGAGCCAAUCUCCAUUUCCGGAGUGGUCUGAAGGAGCUGAUUGAGAAGAGGACGUCUUAAGAGCCUGACAAAUAUUUAACACUUUAUUAUUUUUCUUCACUACUGCUUACAAUUUUUAAAAUUUACUGUCAGAUGUACUUUUAAUACGUCCUUACUACAUAGUCAACACCACCCAAAUAUUUUACGGUCUGUGCCACAAGUGAACAUAGAUAAUACCCUUACAUACCUUGUGUCCUUGGAUGUAGCAACAUUUGAUGUGUAUUUUGUUUUUAGAAUAUAAUUAAUCACUACUGUAUACCUCUACUUCACACUGGUUAAAACAUAAGUAUUACAUUAGUAUUUUGGUAGACUUUGUAAUUGGAAGACUUGUACUAGAGCUGCUGGUGCUAAAAACUGAGGUUUAAAUGUUUUGCCCAAAAUACAUCAAACAAGAAAAUGAGGCAAGUGUUUCUCUAUAAUUUUAAUCAAUGUAUUAAAGAAAGAGUAAAAAAAAAAAAAAAAAAAAAAAAAAAAAAAAAAAGAAAUGGGUAAAACAUUGACACGUACCAGUUCUGCAUUAUAAACCUGUAAUGAUUCCAUGCCCCUACAAUACUUGCUAAUUUAUUGUAAGUCUGGUGAACAUCUUAAACUUUAAUACAGAAGAGACUCCAGGGUGGGUUGGACACGAACCUAGAUGACACUACGACCCUACUCUAGAACCAAUCAACUUUUUAGUUGAAUUAAUUACAAAAGUUUUUCUGACUACUGGAGACUGAAAUUAUUAGACAAAAGAUUAAAUCAUUUCAGAAAAUUC
Messenger RNA from Pangasianodon hypophthalmus (striped catfish), 2512 nucleotides. It is a transcript of the gene pltp, whose product is annotated as phospholipid transfer protein. The record is from RefSeq and is a predicted model, not a curated record. The coding region runs from base 337 to 1779 and encodes 480 amino acids. NCBI's taxonomy places the organism in Eukaryota, Metazoa, Chordata, Actinopteri, Siluriformes, Pangasiidae. Gene Ontology annotation, biological process: phospholipid transport; ceramide transport; high-density lipoprotein particle remodeling. Gene Ontology annotation, molecular function: phosphatidylethanolamine binding; phosphatidylcholine binding; ceramide binding. The transcript has 17 exons.